Lotus japonicus is the source of this 2674-nucleotide messenger RNA. RefSeq names its product cellulose synthase-like protein H1. Gene Ontology annotation, biological process: cellulose biosynthetic process; plant-type primary cell wall biogenesis. Gene Ontology annotation, molecular function: mannan synthase activity; cellulose synthase (UDP-forming) activity. NCBI's taxonomy places the organism in Eukaryota, Viridiplantae, Streptophyta, Magnoliopsida, Fabales, Fabaceae. The record is from RefSeq and is a predicted model, not a curated record. The transcript is spliced from 9 exons. The coding region runs from base 48 to 2345 and encodes 765 amino acids. Gene Ontology annotation, cellular component: trans-Golgi network; plasma membrane.
ACACUGCAUUUUGUGGCUUGAGCUUUUGACAGUGCUCUCCUCUGACAAUGGCCAAUGUGAACAGUACUAGUUCUACACUCCCAUUUUAUGAAAGAAUUCCGGUGAAGCACACGUUUUCAAGAGUGAUGGAUUCAUCGAUUCUGCUCCUCCUACUUCUUCUUCUUGCUUCCCGUGUUUUCUCCAUUAAUGAUAACAACUACAGUACUUUCCCUUGCUUUGUUGCUUUCUUAUGCGAGUCAUGGUUCACCUUCGCUUGGAUUCUCAUCAUCAGCACCAAAUGGACUCCAGUGAAGACCAUCACCUACCUGGACCGCCUUAGGGUACCUGAGCUUCCAGCAGUGGAUCUGUUUGUGACAACAGCAGAUCCUAUACUUGAGCCACCCAUCAUCACUGUGAACACUGUGCUGUCUCUGUUGGCUCUUGAUUACCCUGCUAACAAGUUAGCUUGCUAUGUUUCCGAUGAUGGAUGUUCUCCUCUUACCUUCUAUGCUCUUGUGGAAGCCUCUAAGUUUGCUAAGCUUUGGGUACCUUUCUGUAAGAAGUACAACGUGCAAGUUAGAGCACCUUUCAGAUAUUUUUCUGAUGAGGCCAUGGCCAAUCAUGACAGUGAUGAAAACGGUUUGGUUGAAUUCAGACAAGAAUGGUUAAGAAUGAAGGAAGAAUAUGAGCAGCUGACACGCAAAAUUCAAGAUGCAGGUCAAAAAAUGAUUCCGUGUCCACUUAUAGGAGAAUUUGCAGUUUUCUCAGAAACUAAGCUGAGAAACCAUCCAGCCAUAAUUAAGGUAUUAUGGGAGAAUAAAAGAAGACUUUUGGAUGGAAUUCCCCACUUAAUUUAUAUAUCUAGAGAGAAAAGACCUGAGCAUCCACAUCAUUACAAAGCUGGUGCUAUGAAUGUGUUGACAAGAGUGUCUGGAUUAAUGGCAAAUGCUCCCUUUAUCAUGAACAUUGAUUGUGACAUGUAUGUGAACAACCCUAAGAUCACACUACAUGCAAUGUGCAUUUUGUUGGAUCCAAAGGGAGAAAAAGAAGUUGCAUUUGCACAAUGUCCGCAACAAUUCUAUGAUGGAUUAAAGGAUGAUCCUUUUGGAAAUCAAAUGGCUGCGUUUCUUUUGUACAUGGCAGGAGGGUUUGCAGGACUUCAGGGGAUUUUGUAUGCAGGAACAAAUUGCUUUCAUAGAAGAAAAGUUAUGUAUGGCCUUUCUCCUACUCAUGAUCACAUUCAAAGUAGAAAGAAGGAGAAUCUUGGUUUCGCCAAUGGUAGAACACUAUCAGGAAAGGAUAUUGUACAAAUAUUUGGAACUUCAAGGGAGUUUGUGGGAUCAGUUACUCAUGCUUUGGAGGGAAAGACAUAUGCAAACAAUGAUGACCUUUGCAAAUCUCUUGAUCUUGAGGCAGCAAAAGAAGUGGCAAGUUGUGGAUAUGAAUGCAGCACUGCCUGGGGUGAAAAGGUGGGUUGGAUGUAUGGAUCAACAUCAGAGGAUGUGCUUACUGGGCUGAAAAUCCAUGCAAGAGGUUGGAGAUCGGAAGGUUGUGGCCCAAACCCAAUGGCCUACAUGGGUUGCUCACCUAGAGAUGUUAUAUGUCAUAUGGCACAACAGAAGAGAUGGUCCUCAGGAUUGGUUGACAUCUGCCUUAGCAAGCAUUGUCCAAUUUUUAGCACCCUGUUUGGUAAGCUCCAAUUUAGAGAGUGCUUAGCAUAUCUUUGGAUCACUACUUGGGCCUUACGUUCUGUUCCUGAAAUUUGCUAUGCUGCUCUGCCUGCCUAUUGCAUCAUCACCAACUCCAGCUUCUUGCCCAAGGAACCAAAUUUGUGGAUCCCAAUUACUCUACUUGUGAUCUACAAGACAACAACUCUAUUAGAGUCCUUGAAAACAGGGUUAUCAAUCAGAACAUGGUGGAACAACCAAAGGAUGGCAAGAAUAACCACCACGAGUGCUUGGUUUUUUGGAUUUGUGGCCAUUUUACUUAAGCGAUUAAGGAUAUCUGACACUGUCUUUGAAAUAACGAAGAAAGAGCACGCCUAUUUUGAUAAGGUUACUGAUGAGAAUGCUGGUAGGUUCAUUUUCAAUGAGUCUCCAAUUUUUCUACCUGGGACAACCAUUUUGCUUGUUCAAUUGACAGCAUUGGUUAUGUACUGGUUUGGAUGGCAACCUACGGUUAGAAUUGGGCGUGGAUCUGGGGUAUGUGAAGUCUUCUGCAGUGCUUAUUUAGUAGCAUGCUAUUGGCCAUUUUUCAAAGGGCUUUUCAGAAAAGGUAAGUAUGGGAUUCCCUUGUCAACAAUAUGUAAGUCAGUGGUGCUAGCUUUCUUAUUUGUGCACUUCUGCAGAAGUACCAUUGCAGAUUGAUGGAUCAUAUUUAUUUAGUUGUCUUGAAUGUAUUCUAGUACUUGUGUAACUGUAGGUUAUGUUUUGGUUACAACUAUCAAGACUGCAUGACAUUAUCUUAUAAUUGUUGGCUAAUUAUUAUUGACCAAAGGAAAUUCUUAUUGAUGAUUGUAGAGCAGAUCUAAUAAUGUUGAGAAGAUUAAAUGAGUGCGUAACAGAAAAAAUGACAUUUACCAAUUAUUUGAUAAAGGUUAUUGACACUUACACUUCAGGGUGAAAAUAUGGGUUGGCGGACCGACUCAACCAAUCCAUCAAAGUGCAAGUUGGGUUGGGCUGACCCGCUUUGAGGA